Messenger RNA from Penicillium brevicompactum, 555 nucleotides. RefSeq lists its product as uncharacterized. The record is from RefSeq and is a predicted model, not a curated record. The coding region runs from base 1 to 555 and encodes 184 amino acids. The transcript has a single exon. Lineage: Eukaryota; Fungi; Ascomycota; Eurotiomycetes; Eurotiales; Aspergillaceae.
AUGCCCUUUGAGGCCUUUAUCACCCUCGAGAAACUCUACGGACAGGGAUUGUCCCAGGCGAUCGUACAAAGAUUCAGGAUGUGGAAUGAGCUUCGUUACAAGGGUAGUGAUGCCGCUGGCUUUGCAAACAAGUUCCAAAAAGCACUUCACGACUAUGAAGAGACCAUUACGCCAAACAAGGUCUUCUUUAAAUGGGAGUAUGCGGCUUUUAUGACCGCAAUCAUGUCGAAUCCCCGCUGCAAUGCUUUUGUCCAGAUGUUCAAACCGACGAACGCACAUGCCAUGUAUCAGGAAUUCUACACUUCCGAAACGACCAAUAAGUCGAUCCAAUACGCUUAUUCUAGCGACAAUAAGUCGACGAAUCUUCCUUCCACGAACUCGACAACCGCCGGGAUCUCUCUGGGGAAUAUUCCGCCGUCUACAGGUACUUCUUCGUCAUCUAAAAACAACAAGAAAGAUGACAAAAACAACAAAGGCAAGGGAUCAACUCCUCCGAAGCCUGAGAAGUACAAAAACAACAAGAAUGCUCGUUAUUGUCAGUAUCACAAGUCUUAG